Molecule: messenger RNA, 1978 nt
Organism: Ipomoea triloba (trilobed morning glory)
Lineage: Eukaryota; Viridiplantae; Streptophyta; Magnoliopsida; Solanales; Convolvulaceae
Exons: 16
Coding region: 55-1686 (543 amino acids)
Biological process (GO): protein phosphorylation
Molecular function (GO): ATP binding; protein kinase activity
Source: RefSeq, a predicted model, not a curated record
ACUGUUCAAGUGUGCAAUAGCCGGAAAUUCAGAGCAGUCAUUAGACCGGCAGCCAUGAGGCCUUGGCCUCGCAUGUUUAAAUUUCAAGGCAAAUACCUGAUCGCCGUCGCGGGAUUGGGCGGCGCAGCCGUCACAUUCCAAACCCUAAACCCUAACUUCCUCCCUUCUUCCACAAACUCCCCUCUCAUCAACGGCGUAGUUCGGUCCUCCCGCGCUCUUUGCACAAUUACUUCAAAUGUGGUUGACUACGUUUACUCUUUGCACGGCUUGACUCAGAAUAGUGAGGAGUAUUUGCGCGUGGCUUCUGAGGUACAUCUACGGUCCGCAAAGAGAAUUUUGAGACUAUGUGAAGCCAACAAAGGUGUUUAUGUUAAAGCUGGUCAGUUUGUUGCAGCUGUGCGUGUGAGGAAAGUUCCAAAAGAAUACUCAUCAAUUCUUUCUUCGUUGCAAGACCAGGCUGUUCCUUGUCCUUUUGAAUCCAUCAAGGAAGUACUGAUCCACAAUCUGGGUCCAAAUUUAUCAGAUAUAUUCUUCUCAUUUGAUGAGGAACCAUUUGCAGCUGCCUCUAUUGCUCAAGUACACCAUGCUUUGUUGAGAGAUCAUCAAGAAGUGGCUGUCAAGGUGCAAUAUCCAGGACUGGAGUACCAGAUGAAAUUUGACCUUGCGACAAUGUCUUUUCUCUCAAAAUCUGUUGCAUGGUUUUUCCCAGAAUGCAGGUUUGAGUGGCUGGUAUUAGAAUUUAAGAAAUCUAUUACUUCUGAGCUUGAUUUCACUGAAGAGGCUAAGAACUUAGAGAGAAUGUACAAGAACUUCAAAAACAACAGCAUGGUUAGGAUUCCCCAUGUUUUUUGGGGUUUCACAACAAGAAAUGUUUUGACAAUGCAGUUCUGUGAAGGACAUAAGGUCGAUGACUUGGAGUUUUUGAAGCAAAUGGGAAUUAGUCCAUCUAAGGUUGGAAAGGCCUUAGCAGAGGCCUUAUCAGAAAUGAUAUUUGUCCAUGGUUUUCUGCAUGGUGAUCUACAUCCUGGUAAUGUGCUAGUUUCUCCGGAAGGAAGGAAUGGUUUCUCUCUAGUUCUUUUGGAUUUUGGGAUUUGCAAGGAAUUGGAUGAAGCUUUCAGAUUGAAUUACUGCCAAUUAUGGGAGGCUUUAAUAUUCAAGGAUUCAAACAAAAUCCAACAGCUGGGGGAAUAUUUUGGUGCUGGGAGGUAUUCAAGAUACUUCCCUGUCAUAUUUACAGGAAGAACAAUUGACAGUAAAUCAUCACUUUGGAGGGGAAUGUCAGCUGAAGAAAAAAAGAACCUAAAUCAGGAAUUGAAGUCUCUCAGAAUGGAAGAUAUAUCUUCCUUUAUGGAAUCACUACCCAAUGACUUUCUUACUGUAUUACGAGCUGAUGGGCUCCUAAGAUCUUUGAUAAGCAAGUUGGGUGCUUCCCAGCGAGAUCGAUUACUGGCAUAUGCUAAGUAUGCACUGCAUGGUCUCUCUUUGAAGCCUGAUUCCACAUCUGAUUCUGCUAUUGGAGCGGUCUACUUUAGAUUCAAGGCUGGGAUUCGAUACAUUCAACUGAGGUUACUUUUCGCAUUAUUGGAUAUCAUUUCUUGGAUAGACAACACCCAACACAUGACAGCCAAAACAUUCAAACAUUUGCUUUCCUCAGCAAGCAGUGCAGUAAGAUAUGCAUUUCCCUGAACAUAAUCAGGGAAUUGGCUUCCAAGACUGGGAUUUUCUUGCUGUUAUCUAGCAAGCUGGAGAAAGCAGCAUUCCCAAUCCCAUGCAUGAGGUAGUGAGGUACCUCUAAAUCUAAAAUAUGUCCUGUAAGUUAUAAACCGUAGGCAAUAUCUUAUAGCGUGUUUACAAAUAUUAGCGUGUCAAAUUAUUGACAAAGGUUAUUUAGAUAUUGUUUCUCUUAAAGCAUGAAAAUCAAAUUCAAAAAGAAUGCAGCAGAAAGAAUGGAAUCCUCAGCCUUUUCCUCCUGACUUAA